Molecule: messenger RNA, 972 nt
Organism: Alternaria infectoria
Lineage: Eukaryota; Fungi; Ascomycota; Dothideomycetes; Pleosporales; Pleosporaceae
Exons: 5
Coding region: 1-972 (323 amino acids)
Source: RefSeq, a predicted model, not a curated record
AUGGCUGGAUACGCAUCUCGGUUGCAAUCACAAUCCGAGUUUCUGUUCAAAGAUGAGAAGGUAGCUGUGGACUUCCUCGAUUAUCGCGAACUGGACAAUCGCUUCAGCUCAGCAUGCGUCAAAAACCAACGAGAGUUGGAACUCAUACUUAGCUGUAGACACUCAUUAACACCUGAGGCUGCCGAUCCGAGAUUCAACAGCAGCUCAACUUUCGGAGACGAGAAGACGUUGCUAGCAUCCCCUGAAACAACGGUAUCGCCAGAGCUACCCUCUGUGUCUUCCGAUGGCGGAGCAGACAAGGAUGACAAGUUCACUUUCAAGAACCUUCAAGCUAUACAACAUAUUGAGGAGAAGGCACAGGAAGCCAUGCUUGUGCUAAAGCUGAACACUGAAGUUCUUGAGCAACUGAGGUUACACUACGACGAAGUUGCAGAGCAUGCCGAGUUUCCUCAAGAAUUGAAGGAUGGCUGCAAGGCUAAUCUCCAUCGGUUCAACAAGGGUAUAAUUGGAGUAGAGAAAGAUAUGCACAUGCUGCAGUCAAGAACCGAGACGCUGCUGCACCUUCUGGCUAAUCGGAAGAACUUAAUGAGCGGUAUACUACAGCACCGAAGCUCCAAAGCCAGCGAGUUCUACGCUAAAGAGUCUCGAGAAUCCGCGGCUCGCAUGGAAAUUAUGACCGUGAAGAUGCAAGAUCUUGCCAUGAAGACGAAACAAGAGACUGUCUCCAUGAGGGUUAUCACCACCGUGACCCUCUUCUUUCUUCCAGCAACCUUCAUCGCCACGUUCAUGAGCACUGACAUUCUCAACUUCGAACAUGGUAAACAAGACCUGCAAAUGCAAGGCCUCCGGCUAUAUCUCAUGAUUGCUCUCCCUGCGACGGCCCUGACCUUUGUCGCGUGGUACUUCAUAUAUUACUUCGCCAGAAGGGAAGCUCGGUCGAACGAUCAGUCCGAAGCAGUUGGGGAGGCCUGA